Messenger RNA from Myxocyprinus asiaticus (Chinese sucker), 2710 nucleotides. Its product is annotated as cytotoxic granule associated RNA binding protein TIA1-like. Gene Ontology annotation, cellular component: cytoplasmic stress granule; cytosol. The record is from RefSeq and is a predicted model, not a curated record. Gene Ontology annotation, molecular function: mRNA binding. The transcript is spliced from 11 exons. Bases 175 to 1206 code for a protein of 343 amino acids. Gene Ontology annotation, biological process: regulation of mRNA stability; nuclear-transcribed mRNA catabolic process, nonsense-mediated decay; cytoplasmic stress granule assembly. Lineage: Eukaryota; Metazoa; Chordata; Actinopteri; Cypriniformes; Catostomidae.
GAAGAAGGAAGCUUGCAACGUCAUGUGAUGACGUAUCGUGUGUAACGUCAGAGGAAGUUAUUCCAGUAAAUUCGCGUUAACUAUCAAGUUAAAAUCUUAGAGGCUUUAACUGUUCGAACCUUACAAAACAUAGCAUUUUUUUAAACAAAGCUUCGACAUUUACACACCAGCACGAUGAUGAUGAUGAUGAUGGACGAGGAUCAGCCCAAGACAUUGUAUGUCGGGAACCUCUCCAGGGACGUGACGGAGGCCCUCAUCCUACAAGUGUUCUCCCAGAUCGGCCCCUGCAAGAGCUGUAAAAUGAUCAUUGAUACGGCUGGAAACGACCCAUACUGCUUUGUGGAGUUCUACGAGAACAGACACGCUGCUGCAGCUCUGGCUGCCAUGAACGGCAGAAAGAUAUUAGGAAAGGAUAUGAAAGUUAACUGGGCCUCAAUGCCAAGCAGUCAGAAGAAAGAUACCAGUAAUCAUUUCCAUGUCUUUGUUGGUGACCUAAGCCCAGAAAUCUCUACAGAUGACGUCAGGGCAGCCUUUGCUCCUUUUGGGAAGAUAUCGGACACCCGUGUGGUGAAGGACUUGGCCACAGGCAAAUCAAAAGGAUACGGUUUUAUCUCCUUCAUUAAUAAAUGGGAUGCAGAGGGUGCCAUUCAGCAAAUGAAUGGCCAGUGGCUGGGAGGCAGACAGAUCAGAACAAACUGGGCCACAAGGAAGCCGUCUGCUCCCAAAUCAAACAAUGAAGCCAGUAACAAACACUUGUCCUAUGAGGAGGUUCUGAACCAGUCGAGUCCCAGUAACUGCACUGUGUAUUGUGGUGGAAUUGCUUCUGGCCUUUCAGAUCAGCUGAUGAGACAGACAUUCUCACCAUUUGGGCAGAUAAUGGAGAUCCGGGUUUUCCCAGAGAAAGGCUACUCAUUUGUGAGGUUUGACUCUCAUGAGGGUGCUGCCCAUGCUAUAGUGUCCGUGAAUGGGACCUGCAUCGAGGGCCACACUGUAAAGUGCUACUGGGGCAAAGAAACAGCCGAUAUGAGAUCCAUGCAGCAAAUGCAGUUGCCGCAGCAGAAUAAACCUACCUAUCCUGCCCAGUCUUACGGACAGUGGGGCCAGUCAUAUGGCAACGGUCAACAAAUGGGCCAGUAUAUGGCCAAUGGCUGGCAGAUGCCUUAUGGAGUCUACGGGCAGGCCUGGAAUCAGCAGGGAUAUAAAUAAGUAGAAACAUGGCUGUCUAAUCUUUCAGUCCAAUCAUUAAACCCUGCUUCAGUGUGGCAUCUGCCCAAUGGGACUCACCAUUACACCAAUUCAGGGGUUGUUGAAAGGGCUGCAUUCAGCCCUCUGUAUAUUAUACUUAGACAAAUAACCUGGAGGGAAUCCUGUCUUUGUCUUUCUAUUUUAUUUUUAGGCCCCAGGACAUAUUUUUUUUGUCAAUUUCUUUUUUUUAAAGUAAUGCAUUUCGGGGACUUUAAUUGUUUAGUUUUGAAACAAAUGGAAUGUCUUUUCAAUGUGUUCUGCAGGCUGAACUUAGCUCGCACCUCUGUGUAGAACGUAUGAGGCCUAACAAACUGCUCUAAGUUUUCUUCCCCCCACCCCCACAAAAUAAUUUUAUAUUUUUGUUCUGUACAACUAUGCUUACAUUUAUUUUUACAAGAAAUGUUUCAAGAAUUGAGACGGUGUGAUUGUGCUAACAAAAUAUUUUAUCUCAUAAAAUCUAGUGAUAAAAGGUAUUCUGCAUAUACACUGAGGAUUCCUCUGUGGCCUUGACAUAUACUUGAGGUUUCAGGAACUUAUUAAAAUUAUAGAGAAUUUUGGAUGCAAUUACUAAAGCUUUUAAUAAAUUCUAUUCACAGAGGUGCAGAAGACACAUGCUUCCCUUUUUUCAAUUUAAAUGUUAGAAUAUUCAUUUUGUAACAUGGAAUACUUAAUUGUUAAGCUCAAUUUUUAAAACUUUCUUUCAUGUUUUUACAAAAUCAUGUUUGCUUAGCUCUGUUGGGGGUGUGGGGCACCGAGGCUAAUCAAAGUUAAAGGCAGUGCUGUAGCAUCUUUGUAAAGAUUUUUGUAAUUCUAUGUAAAAUGAGGUUGUGAAUUAUUUCUUUAAAUCUUGUAAAUUCAGGGUUUGUUGAACAUCUGUAAUGUAAUGUUGCAUGGACAUUAUGAGCUCUGUUCUUGUUACAAUCUCUUGUAAACAUAAAAUCCAAGGUGUUAAUUAGUUACUGAGAUGAAAUUUCAAUGUGCCCUCUAUCCAUACUUUACCCUCAAGAGUCACUUGAUUUUACAAGCCAAAGACUGAUGAAAAAAGUUAGAUCCUGCAUGCUCCCACCUUGUUGUUUUGAAACAGUGAUUGUAAUGUCAGUGUUGGUUUAAGGUGGAAAGGGGAAGAAGCGUGAGAUACUCCUGGAUUUCACCCACAUGCUCUCGAGUUGCUCGCAUGCCUAAAUUCCUUUCUCUCUUGGCCACUAAACAGUCAUGAUGCAAAAUGACUGAUCAAAUCAAAAGCGAUGAGCAACCGUCUUUAUUCUUUAUUUUUAUUCUUGUCAUGUAAAUUUAUCAACAUUUGUUAUUUAAUGUCACUGCUUUUGUUCAGAUUUUCUUUUUUUUGUAAAAAGUUUGAGAAGUUUACUGUCAUUUUGAGACACCCCCGAUUAUAUGCUUCCAUCUAAUGUUGGUACACUUACUGUAUUCCAUGUGUAAAGACACUUAAUAAUAACCCUUCAAAACA